CAGUUUGCACCUCUCCACGCUGCGUGCAUUCAUUAAAAUCAAUUGUUUGAAUGACCUCUUCUGGACCAUCAUUGUUUUACUCUCGUCCUCAAUUUCGAACCCGUAACAAUGACUAACAUUCAGGUUAAUCUGCCUUUCUGGCUUCUUGACUUAUUGUGUUUGCUGCUUUCCGAUUUGUUUCAAGUCCUUCAUUUUAGGCUGUUUUGUGAUUUCAUCUUUUUAUGAUUUUCAGACAUGUGCCAAGUCUCUGCGAAAGUCUGAGGAUGAGAAAUUCAAGGCUUUUCUUCCAAACAUACGUUUGUUUCUGCACAAAGGCAACUACAACAUGAGCGAGUGGAAUCAUCUUUCACAUUUUAGCAAUCCAUUUGGGUUUAUGGGCUACAAUUAUGAUGAUGUGAUGGAUUCAGUGAAGCUGAUUCCAAAGCCAAAAGAGCCACUGCUCCUCCCAAAACCUGAUGGAGAUGGCUGUGUGCGCUGUGCUGUGGUAGGUACCGUAGAAAUCCUGAGCGGCUCAAAGAAGGGGGUGGAGAUUGAUGGCCAUGAUUACGUUUUUCGGAUGAAUGGUGCCAUCACCAACGGUUAUGAGGAACAUGUAGGAAACAAAACAUCAGUGUACGUUCACACAGCCCACUCCAUCACUACAUUACUUUACUUGCUCAAGAAGUACGGGUACAAAUCUGGGCCUCAUGAUGAGCAGGGUAUAAAGUAUGUGAUGAUUCCUGAGGGGGUGAGGGAUUUCCAGUGGCUCAAGGCUCUUCUCAGAGGAGAAAAAGUCUCUGCUGGCCCAUAUCGCAAUAAACUACCAAGAAACUACUAUUCAGGGCAGUACAAUGAAAGUCGUUUCUACGUUCUACAUCAGGACUUCCUCCUAUAUGUGCGCAACAGGUUCUUACUGUCACAUAAUUUGAAAAAAACACUCUGGCCUUUAGUCAGACCAACCAAUGGGGCAUUUGCUCUCUUCUUGGCCCUGCACACCUGUGACAUAGUCGAUGCAUAUGGAUUUAUGACUGAUGACUACAUGAAAUACUCAUUUACAAUACAUAAACCAUGACUACAUUUUGGAGAAGAAUACAUGGAAAGACCUAAGGAAAAGAAACUUAAAAAAUUCCUAAAAUUCCUACAUGCAGUUUUUUUUUUUUGCAAAGACGAAACUACGUGAGACAAUGUGUGAUGCUCAGUUUCACUGAUGAUGGUAGCUGUUUGUGUUUUUUUUACAACUCCUUUUGUGGUGUUAUCAAAUGCAAAAGAGGGCCGAGCAGUAAUAGCUCACAAAACAUACAAACUAAACCAGAAAAGUUGAUUUGAUUAUUAUCACUCAUCUCGGGAAGUCAAUGUUAUGUUAAAGUUGAUCUCUGUGGGUAAAUUUGCAUAAAUUAAAAUCAAACAUUUGCAAUAGCUGGGAUUGAGUCAAGUGCAUUACUGCAGAGGAAUUAUUUUUGUCUUUCUUUUUACUAUUGUUUUAAUUUGGUCACAUUAAAGGGAUUUUCAGUAUGAAGUUUUAGGUCAUGCCAAAGCAACUCAAUCAGAUUGCAGUUUGGAAAUUGAAUAGGACACUCUAAAACCUUCUUAUUUUUAAAAUUUUUUUGGACAUUCAGAGGUGGAGUGGCUGUUGUUUUGGAUCAUUGUCCUAAUGCUGCAUCCCAAGUGUUCUUAAGCUUCAGGGAAUGAACUGAUGGCCAGACAUUCUCCUUUCAUGAUUUUCUGGUAGAGAGCAGAAUUCAUAGUUAUAUCACUUAUGGGCCCUGACAAUCACGCUACCACCACCAUGUUUGACUGUUGGUAUUAUGUUAAUUUUAUUAAAUGAUGUGUUGGUAGCAUGCCAGAUGUAAUGGGACCUUACAAAUAGUUCAGAUUUUCUCUCGUCAGUCCACAGAACAUUUUCAGUCUUGGGGAUCAUCAAGAUGUUUUUUGGCAAAUGUGUGAUGAGCCUUUGUAUUCUUUUUGGUCAGCAGUGGUUUUCUUAAUUCAGUAGGCAGUAAUCAGGCCUCAGUGUGGUUACUAAAUUUGUGGUUAAUUAAAGUUAAUUCAUGACUUAAUAAGCAAGGGCAAUUCCUUUUUUACUUAAGACCAGGUAGGUUUAGAUAUUUUUUUCCCUUUAAUAAAAUUGUAUUGUUAAUCUUUGUUAAUUUACUCUAUUAAUAUCUUUGUCUGACAUUAAAAUGUUUUCAGUUAUCUGAAGUAAGGGUGACAAAUAUGCAAAAAACAAAAACCAGAAAGCGGGCAAAUACUUUUUCAUAGCACCGCAUGUAUUACAAAAUUGAAACUGUACUGACAGUGAAAUUAAUCAUUUUUAAACUGAAAUAAAUGUAUUCCAGACAAAAUGUUAACUUCUAACUUUAGCAGAAAAUAUAAACAGUGUAAAGUAAUCAAAUAUAUUUGCUUGCAUUUGAGUACUUCAUAUUGUUUGUGGUUUUUUGGCCAAUUUUACUAUUGGUUACAGACUUUCAUUUUUACAUUUAUGCCUUUUCAGCUUCUAUAUGAAAGAAAUGUUGACAAAAGAUUGAUAUGUAAUCCAGGUAUAUCUUUAUAAUAAUUUAAGUUCAAUGUGUUAUUGAGCUUUAAGAUAAACACUGUUAAUGCCUGUUUGUGACAGCUGUAUUUACAGCUUUUACUUGUAGCACUUUAUGUGGAAACCAAAUACCGAAUUAUAUCUUCCACCCUUGAAAGAGGCAUAAUAACAAAAUUAUAUUAUUUUCCUUUCUCUUAAUGUUUGUUGGAUUUUAGUGGUUGGCGUUGCUUUUAUAGUAAAUUUAAAUUUCUAGAGGUUUAAUGGGGGAAAGAAGCUGUGAUGUUAUUGUGGCUGUUUGCCUUGAUACUAGAGCCUGUAUUUCUCUAUUAAUUUUUGUUCUUUAUUGUUUUCAAAGUUGUAUGUUCCAGAAAAAGUAGUUUUUGUAAAACACAAAACAUUCAGUCAAACACAGCAAGCUGUUUAUCAACAACAUCAAUGACUGCUCAAAUGGUCUGUAACAUCUGUAAACAUUGUGCAUGUAAGCUAUAUUAUAAAGGAAAUAAAGCUGAA
This is a messenger RNA of Oreochromis aureus, 3019 nucleotides long. RefSeq names its product alpha-N-acetylgalactosaminide alpha-2,6-sialyltransferase 1-like. The record is from RefSeq and is a predicted model, not a curated record. Lineage: Eukaryota; Metazoa; Chordata; Actinopteri; Cichliformes; Cichlidae. The transcript is spliced from 7 exons. Bases 326 to 1051 code for a protein of 241 amino acids. Gene Ontology annotation, molecular function: sialyltransferase activity.